GGGAGGAGUGUGGACUCAGGGGCAGGAGUUGGAGCCGUGCUUUGAGUCAUACCAGUGUGUUCUGCCAGCGGUAUUUAACCAGCACCACACCCUGAACAGGCUUCAUAACGGGAACAAUCUACUGCUAUCUCUAGGUCCUGUUCUCUAAGGGAUUUCACAAUGGCGUUGGUUUCUGAGUUCCUGGGCCAGCUCACGCUGAAUUUUGGCGGGGAGAGCGAGCCUAAAUUCCCCACGGUGGUGACAGCAAGGGAUUUCGAUCCAGCUAAAGAUGCCGCCAGGAUAGAAACGGCCGUCAAAACCAAGGGUGUGGAUGAGCUGACCAUCAUUGACAUCCUGACCAGACGGAGCUACUCCCAGAGGAGAGAGAUCGCCUUCGAGUAUGAGAAGAGAUCCAAGAAGGAUAUGAUCACAGCUCUGAAGGGGGCUCUGUCUGGGUCUCUGGAGGCUGUAAUUCUGGGACUGAUGAAGAGUACAGCUCAGUACGACGCCUCUGAGAUCAAAGGAUCCAUCAAGGGUCUGGGGACCGAUGAGGAGACUCUGAUAGAGAUGGUCUGUUCCCGCAGCGCUGAAGAACUGGUGGAAAUCAAACGCGUCUACAAGGAGUUGUUUAAGAAGGAGCUGGAGAAGGACGUGGCUGGAGACACAUCGGGAGACUUCAGGAGUCUGCUGUUGGCCCUGGUACAGGCAAAGAGAGAUGAGCCCUCAAAUAUUGUUGACUACGAGAAGAUCGACCAGGAUGCCAGAGCUCUGUAUGAGGCAGGAGUGAAGAGGAAGGGGACUGACGUGGCUACAUGGAUCACCAUCAUGUCAGAGAGAAGUGUCCCCCACCUACAGAAAGUGUUUGACAGGUACAAGAGCUACAGUCCAUACGACAUGCAGGAGAGCAUCAGGAAGGAGGUGAAGGGAGACCUGGAGAAGUCCUUCCUGACACUGGUGGAGUGCUUUGAGAACAAACAACAGUACUUUGCUAACAGACUGAGUGAAGCCAUGAAGGGUAAAAGUGCCAAGGAGAAGGUGGUGACCAGGAUCGUCGUGUCUCGCUGUGAGGUGGACCUCAUGAAGAUCAGGACAGAGUUUAAGAAACUGAACCAGAAGUCCUUGUACCAGACCAUCACUGUGAGGACUCUUCUUUUUCU
Molecule: messenger RNA, 1136 nt
Organism: Oncorhynchus tshawytscha (Chinook salmon)
Lineage: Eukaryota; Metazoa; Chordata; Actinopteri; Salmoniformes; Salmonidae
Product: annexin A2-A-like
Exons: 12
Cellular component (GO): cytoplasm
Molecular function (GO): phospholipase inhibitor activity; calcium-dependent phospholipid binding; calcium ion binding
Source: RefSeq, a predicted model, not a curated record